UAUAGAAAAUUAAAUAUGAAUGACACUAAGUGCGAUCAAGUACACGACUAUAACGUAAGUGAAAGAUGCAAUUUUGUAGUAAGAACUGAUAACUGCAGAGAUGAAAGUUAUAUUCCUUAUAUGUGGUUUAUAUACUGUGGACUUGGAAGUAAUGAAACAAUAGCUGCAAUUACUAUAUGUACAUUUUGGCUGCUGUUUUUAUUUCUUGCUCUUUGUGUAACUGCUGAUGAUUUUUUAUGCUCCUCUUUAGUUGGCAUCACAAAACAACUUCGUUUAUCACAAAAUAUAGCUGGUGUGACAUUUCUUGCUUUCGGUAACGCAGCACCAGAUAUUUUUUCUUCGUUAGUAGCAAUAGAACAAUUUCGUCCACAACUGGUAAUUGGAGGAUUGUUUGGUGCCGGAAUAUUUGUAACUACAGUAGUAGUUGGUUGUAUAUGUUUAACAAGCGAAUUUAAAGUGAUGAAAAGGCCAUUCCUGCGGGACAUAGCAUUUUAUUCUUUCGCAGCAUUUUGGGCUUUUUAUCUGUAUUAUACUAAAGGAAUUUCUCUUUCACAUGCAAUAGGUUUUAUCGCACUUUAUGUGAUUUAUAUUAUUAUGGUAAUAGUAAGUAGAAUUAUAUAUCAAAAAUAUUACGAAAGAUCAUCUACACAACCUACUCCAAAGUUACCAAUUAAAGAUUUCGAUAAAGAAAUUCAUUCUCAACCUCAAGACAUAUCAAGUGUAACGAUAGAGAAAGAAUCAACAAAUUCUGUAGUUCUUCCCACAAGUUUUACGAAACAAGAAACGAGUAUGAAUAAAUACCAUGAUGAACCAGAAAAUGAAGGAGUAAUUUUAAGGAGAAUCGUUUUCAGAAACAGUUUAGGCAUUCCUCGUAAGAGUUUUAUUCCUGCAAAAACAAAUAAUGCCAUGAACAAUAAUAGUACUUUAGACCAUUCCAGAAAUGGAAGCUUUGGGAAAUCGGAUCAAAGUAAAAAAGAAUUUAUACCUCCUCCUUUGGAAACCCAGAUGUCUAGAAAUAGUUUCUCAAGUCUGAUAUCAAAUUCGAGUUCUGAAGACGUGGGAGAUUGCAAAUCAUUCUAUUACCAGAUAAUUCCCAUAGAUAUCUUGUCAUGGUCAGAGAAACCCUGGUAUACUAAAAUUUUGAUAGUUUUUAAGUUGCCUAUUCAUUUUAUCUUGAUUCUUUCAAUGCCUUUAAUGGAUGAUGAAGACCUUUCAAAUAACUGGAACAAGCCACUAGCGGUUAUACAUUGUAUUGUUGGACCAGUUUUUGUGGCAUUCGCUUCGAAACAUGGUUUGGAUUUAGUUGGUGACAUAUUUCCUGUAGUCGGUAUCGUAGCAAUCGUCUCCAUAAUCUUAGCUUUGGUGGUUAUUUUUACCUCGAAAAAAGAGAAACCACCAAAAUAUUAUGCUAUUUUUAGCUAUUUAGUUUUUGCUGUAUCUGUCACGUGGAUUUAUUGUAUUUCUGAAGAAAUAGUUUCGUUACUUAAGGCACUUGGAAUUGUUUUUGGCUUAAGUGAUGCAAUUUUAGGUUUAACUGUAUUGGCUUGGGGUAACAGCCUUGGAGAUUUAGUAGCAAAUCCAUUAGUUGCUAAGCAAGGUUACCCUAGAAUGGGAAUGAGUGCCUGUUAUGCUGGACCAUUAUUAAAUUUAUUACUUGGCGUAGGCAUAGCUUGCACAAUUAGCAUUGUAAAAGGUGGAGGACAACCAAUCGAGUUAAAAUAUACAAGUAUGAUCGCACUGUUGUACGGAACGUUGUGUUUUAGUUUAGUUUUCACAAUGUUAACAAUAGCGGGACUCAAGUUUCAAGUGAAACAUUGGUACGGAUUUAUUCUUAUAAUAGUUUACAUCAUAUUCUUGGUUUUAGCUAUUUUAUUAGAGAUCAAAGUUAUAACAUAAAUUCUUAUUCUAAAAACUGCAAAAAAAACGCAAAAAUUAUCGAAGAAAACGCAAAACAACUAAAAUAA
Messenger RNA from Centruroides sculpturatus (bark scorpion), 1964 nucleotides. RefSeq names its product mitochondrial sodium/calcium exchanger protein-like. The transcript is spliced from 16 exons. NCBI's taxonomy places the organism in Eukaryota, Metazoa, Arthropoda, Arachnida, Scorpiones, Buthidae. Gene Ontology annotation, biological process: intracellular calcium ion homeostasis; transmembrane transport; monoatomic cation transport. Bases 16 to 1896 code for a protein of 626 amino acids. Gene Ontology annotation, cellular component: membrane. Gene Ontology annotation, molecular function: calcium:sodium antiporter activity. The record is from RefSeq and is a predicted model, not a curated record.